Messenger RNA from Cercospora beticola, 2083 nucleotides. Its product is annotated as Hsp70 family protein. Gene Ontology annotation, molecular function: ATP binding; ATP-dependent protein folding chaperone. The record is from RefSeq and is a predicted model, not a curated record. Lineage: Eukaryota; Fungi; Ascomycota; Dothideomycetes; Mycosphaerellales; Mycosphaerellaceae.
CUGAUCCAGCCACUUUGAAUCAAACAACGAGAGCGAUCUGAACAUGGUUUCAAAAGCGCAAAGGCCGAAGCGAAAGCGCAACGCCAACAUCAACGCCCAGUCCGAGAAUGAAUAUCCAGCGACCAACCGCGAUCAAACAACAUCGAAGCGGAAGCGCAACGUCAAAAUCCCGCCCGAUAACGAAUGUCCGACGACCUACCACGACCAAAUCGACCUCGCCAUUGACUGGGGAACAUGGAAAUUUGUUGUCGCUUACGUGCUGUCUCGGGACGGUGUGCGAAAUGCUCCCGCGCCGCUCAUGAUCAACGAACAAACAUACGAAGUGCGCAUGAUGGCGACGUGGAUAGAUGGCCGCUUCGUUCACGGGCACGAGCUGCAGAACGAGGCGACCAUGAAAAGUGAUCUGAAAAUCAUCGACUUCCCCAAACUUCCCCUCUACCAAGGACCUGAAACAUCAGAUAUCACGAAACGCGUCAUGGACACUCUGGCCGAACUGCCUGGAAACAAAACUCUGGAUCUUCUCAUUCAAGAACAUCUGCGCGCCAUCGUUGAAGAUGCCAAGUCGGCUCUUCGAAAGACAGAUCUCAAGGUUCACUACAGAGAUGACCCAAAGCAACUCGAAGAGCUACUGAAUAACAUGCAUGUCCGAAUCACCAUUCCGCAAAUGUGGACACCGGACGCAAAGAGGCGGAUGCAGACCGCGGCGAAGAACGCCGGCCUGCGCGUAUCUGUUCUUUCGUACGAACCACAAUGUGCUCUUGCAUACUUGAUCGACGCUGCUGCUAAACAAAUAGUACGAGUAGGGCAACUUUAUGAAGGUGACAGCAUCCUUGUUGCCGACCUUGGCUGUGGGACUGGCGACUUCGUUCUGUACGAGCUGCAAAGCAAACUCGGUGUUGACAGCCGGCUUCAGUGCAUGAGACAAUCCAGCGGUGAGAUCUGCGGUUCCUUUAAGGUCGAUGAAGCACUAUUGAGAAUUUUGAAGCUUCGGCGCACUGAAUGGUACGAAAAUACCAGGCGUCAACUCAAUAUUGAGCCUCGCGAAUUCGAGCGGAGGGUCCUGAUUGCGAUCGAGGAGGCAAAGCAGAAAUUCAGCAGAAACGACCAGAAUCACACGACUUGCACAAUUGAAGGCAUCGGAGGUGAAUACAAGACCUUCCAGUUCAAGAGGACGGAAUUUCACGAGGCGUUCGAUGAAGUAAUCGCGAAAAUUAUCGAACAGAUCGAAAAGACUGCAUGGGGGGAGCGGCCUACAGUCAUCCAAGUCACGGGUGGGUUUUCGAAAUGUCGAUACUUGAUGGAAGCACUGCGCAAUCGCUUUGAGCCAGACAGCCUCGUGGUGCGACCGAAUGAGACAGACACGGCCGACUGUUUUCCCGUGGCUCUGGGUGCAUUGCUCCGCUACGAAAACAUCACGAUGCCGGCGUUGCCCUCAAAAUAUGGAUACGCACUACUGCAGCGCCAGCCAUUUCACGAGGACGUGCACACAGACGCAUAUGUGGACGAAGAAGGCUGGCAAGGGGAGCUCGAGAGGAUUCCUAUGCCAUGGUUGGAGAGAGAGCCGUAUGGUCGUGACUUCGACGUAGUUGAUCAUCGUAUUGUCAACAUCAUAAGCAAGGAUCAGAUACUGCGGCCGAACCAAGUGGUAAGGCACCGCAGGGAACAACUAUACACCGUUCCCUGCGAUGAUCCACGCUUGACUGACGAGCUUUGCUACCUCACGACGACCGUCAAAGACGAUGAGUGGGCCAAGACUGAGGAGACCGAUGACAAUGGCGAAUUCAUGUGGAGGCCGGGAGUUCAUUUUUGGACCUCUGUGAACGUUCCACUUGACCGCAGACGGCUCGACGGCAAAGGCUUUGAGGAGAUCGAGGAAAACGGGAAGAAGUUUUGGGAACUGUUGGUACGAGUUACACUUCGAUACUGCGAAAUCGAUGUCAAGAUCGGGUACGAGAUAUUGAAACCAGCAGGCUGGGUAGAGUGUAAUGCCGGUGUGAAGGACGAAGAGGGUUUGCCUGAAGAUAUGGCAUUCCGGGCCAGGGAGACUUUGUGGGAGGCAUCCCAUUCCGACUUUGUCUCGUAG